UGGUUGAUUCUUCUUCCUUUCUGCAUCGAAUUCUUCCUUUCUGCAUCGAAAUCUCUUGGAGGAAAUGAUGCAGAACUGUUCAUUUAUUAACCGGAGAAGGAGUUUCGAAGAUGAUGAUGUACCGAUCUCAGAUAGAACGUUAGAGAUAAAUUCUCACAUCUCUGUUCCUUGUCAUUUGAAACAGUGUCUUGAUCUCAAGACAGGAGAAGUUUACUACAUAAACCGGAACACCGGAAUGAGAGUGGAGGAAGACAACAACAACAACAAUGCAUAUGAUGAUUUCAGUGGAGAAUCGGAUGUAACUGUUGUUUCAGAAGACGAUGGCUCUUAUUAUGAAAGCGAAGAAUCUUCAUCCGAGUCAUCAAUAGAGAAUCACAAAGAAGAGAGUGAAGAUCUUGUGGUAGCUGGUUGCAAAGCUUGUUAUAUUUAUUACAUGGUACCUAAACUCUUGAAAGAUUGCCCCAAAUGUGCAUCUCAGCUUCUCCACUUUGAUCGACUUCACUCUUCUUCCCCUUAACCAAACCUCUUUUUAUCCUCAUUCUCUUCAUAUAGAUUUGUAAGUUUCCUUUUCAUCCCUUAAAUCGUAUAUGUAUGAACUAUUGGUCAUGUUGUGUCUCGAUCGCAUUAACACGAGGUUUGAUGGCA
Raphanus sativus (radish) is the source of this 645-nucleotide messenger RNA. RefSeq names its product protein CURLY FLAG LEAF 1. Lineage: Eukaryota; Viridiplantae; Streptophyta; Magnoliopsida; Brassicales; Brassicaceae. The transcript is spliced from 2 exons. Bases 65 to 517 code for a protein of 150 amino acids. The record is from RefSeq and is a predicted model, not a curated record.